This is a messenger RNA of Cimex lectularius (bed bug), 1541 nucleotides long. It is a transcript of the gene IFT52, whose product is annotated as intraflagellar transport protein 52 homolog. Gene Ontology annotation, biological process: intraciliary transport; cilium assembly. The record is from RefSeq and is a predicted model, not a curated record. Bases 80 to 1417 code for a protein of 445 amino acids. The transcript has 9 exons. Lineage: Eukaryota; Metazoa; Arthropoda; Insecta; Hemiptera; Cimicidae. Gene Ontology annotation, cellular component: intraciliary transport particle B; centriole; cilium.
UUUAUGCAGUUGCCAUAGCGACUCUUGUAGCCUUCAGUUUCAAACAAUCUAUUUCUUUUAUUGUCUAAUAUAAUUCAACAUGCCUCCAAUUGAAGGGCCGCCUUUACAAGAUAACUAUGAGAAAAGCAUUGUGUUUGACCAGUCGAAAAAUGAGCUGUUUAAAAUUAAUGACAACUACAAAGGACUACACAGGAAGAUAAAGGUGAACUGGAAAGUUGAAGUUAACAAAGACGAGAUAACCCCAGAAGUCCUUAAAUAUGCAGCGGUGUUUAUCAUACCAAGCCCAAGGGAAAAUUUCACGGAGAACGAGUUCAACACACUCAAAGGCUAUCUGGACGGUGGUGGCUCGGUUUUAGUAACCCUAGGAGAAGGUGGUGAAAAGAAAUUCGAAACCAACAUCAACUACUUACUUGAAGAAUAUGGAAUUAUGAUUAAUAGUGAUUCUGUCGUCAGGACACAUUAUUAUAAAUAUUUUCAUCCUAAAGAAUGUCUCAUUCCUAAUGGAGUAUUAAACAGAGGAAUUGCUAAACUUCUUGGGAAAGAAGUCAAUAAAGAUUUUGUACAGUGUCUUAGUUUUGUAUACCCUUAUGGUGCGACAUUGAAUACAGCAAAACCUGCAGUACCAAUACUCUCAUCAGGCCCAGCAUCAUGGCCUUUGAACAGGCCUGUUUGUGCCCUUGCAUCAUUAUCGACCACUUCUAAAGUUAAAACUGGAGGAAAGAUUUGCGUUCUAGGUUCUGGCUAUGUAUUUGCUGACAAAUACUUGGAAAAAGAGGACAACAGUCAAUUGUUAAAUGUUAUAACGACAUAUUUGACGACUGAAAAUCUUGAGUUGAAUCCAAUUGACACUGAGGACCCUGAGGUAUCAGAAUACACCGUGGUAGCAGAUACUUGUGCCAUAUCUGAAAAAAUCCGAGGUUGCCUAAUUGAAACCACAGAAGAUCUCCCAUCAGAUUAUAUGAAUUUGUUUAACACUGAUUCUUUCUAUUGGGUUUCGCUUGAUCACGUUGCAAGUGUAAUCAAUGCUUACAACGAGCUAGAUGUGCCUCACAGCAAUCUUAAACUAGCAGUUCCCUCUUUUGAAGAAUCUGUACCAAAAUUAGAGCCUGCAGUGUUCCCACCACGAUUUUUAGACCUGGGCCCACCUGCUCUUGAAUUGUACGACUUGCAGGAAGAGUUUUACUCAGAAGUGUCUCGUCUAUCGCAAACGGCAAACAAAAUACUCUCAACAUCAUUAAAAAACGCUGAAAGGACAGUUGGUGAAAGAAGGCCACAGGUUGAAGCUGAAAUAGAAGAUGUAGAAUAUUUUACACUGGAAUGUGCUCAAAUUCUUGGAAUAAAUAGCACAAAUGUUCGAUCGAUACUGUGGCAAGUUUCAUUGCUUAUAGGAAGUUUCAAAAAGAAUCUCCACAAGUGAAGAAUUAAUAAAAAAACAAAUUAUACAUUAUGUGAUAAAUAAAAAAACAAUACUUUUGUUAUACAGCAAAAGCUGAAACAAAAUUACACAUAUAUCAAUUGAAAAUUGUUUUAUUCCUUAUUUA